Messenger RNA from Drosophila obscura, 1101 nucleotides. RefSeq names its product aquaporin-11 (gene AQP). Gene Ontology annotation, molecular function: channel activity. Lineage: Eukaryota; Metazoa; Arthropoda; Insecta; Diptera; Drosophilidae. Gene Ontology annotation, cellular component: cytoplasm. The coding region runs from base 110 to 931 and encodes 273 amino acids. The transcript has 4 exons. The record is from RefSeq and is a predicted model, not a curated record.
UUCGCUAGCACUGAAUAUCAGUCAGCGGCCAGUUCUCAGCGUUCGCGGCGGCCCUUCUGCGGGACAGACAUUUCGCUCGAAUUGUAUCCAAUCCUCCAAUUGCGUAGACAUGUCGAUGGCAUCGCUGGGUGUCAGCGGGAUCUUUAUGGUCGGCUGCUGUGUUGCUGCCCAGAUUGCACGCCUGGCCAGCCGGCGCUUGGUGACACGGGAGGGAAUUGUGCCCAUUCUGGUCAACGAGGCGAUAGCCGCCGCCGAGCUAUGUGCCUGCUGCUUCGAGCUGAUCAUAGUGGCUGACAAUUUUGGCGUCGCCGCCUAUGCUGUCUGCCUGUUCGUGCUUACGGUGUGGUGGGGCAAGGUCUGGGGCGACGCCUCCGCGUGCCCCUACACCCACAUGGAGGACGUGCUGGAGGGGCGCACCAGCUUCAAGGAGAUGGCACUGUGCACAUGGGCCGAGCUGAUGGGCGGCUGCUGCGUCUAUCGCAUCGUGCAAGUCUUCUGGUGGCUGGAGUUCGCGGAAACCCACAAGGGACGGGCCUUCGAGUCCUGCAGUGCCGAUCUACAGGUCAGCCCCUACCUGGGGGCCGUGAUUGAGGGCGUGGCCACACUGCUGUGCCGCCUGGCAUCGAAAACCCUCAGCGACAAGGAGCCCAAGUUCGCCAGCUACAUCGACUCGUUCAUCGGCACCAGCCUGGUGGUGGCAGUUUACGCUUUCAACUAUGCCCUGCUUGCAGCCUUCAACUUCUCCGGCGGCUACUUCAAUCCGGUGUUGGCCACCGCCCUCAAGUGGGGUUGUCGCGGCCACACCAACUACGAGCACAUCAUUGUCUACUGGAUUGGUGCCUGCGUUGGUGCUGUGCUCUCGGUGCCGAUCUACAAGCUGCCUAUAGUUCGACGCUUCCUGCUCGGCGAGGAUAAGCCAAAACAGGCCUAGGAGCAUCCCCAAGGCUCUGAAAUGGGAACGGGACGGACGGGGCUAUCGAGAAGAAGCUAUAGAAUAUGUUGGAUUUCUUAUUUACCUUAUACACUUGCACAUGCACAUUUGUUGUAACAUUUCGAUAUUUCCUAGAGAAUUUGUACAUAUUAAAACCUAUGUUGAGCGUA